AGUCUCGACGUCUACUCCGCGCGGUCCGCCUGCCGUUUGCCGCGACCAAAUAAUUUAACUAACCCCUUCAAAACUAACCCCUUGAAUCAUAGAAAGUGAAAAAAAAGGCGCGAGUAUUCGAACCUUUUUAUUUUUUUUUGCGGGAAACGGUGACACGCUGUUAAAGUUCUGAAUUCAAAAUUUUGUGUUUCGAUAGUGAUAAGGGUGACAAUAUUUCGGAGGAUUACAGGAUCUAACCAGGAUUCUUGUUGAGUGAGAAUUGGCUAAUCUACCCUACAACACGAAACCGUGACGAAUUGAACUACAAGCAAACAAAUCCGUAUAUUAUACGAGGCCAUAGACCGCAGACGAUCGAGACGGGACACUCCCGAACUGAGUAACGACAACGGUGACGUCACAACAUGGCGUCCACCGACACAUCGACCGCCAGCAGCCAAAUAUCCGUCGCUCCAGAGGAUCACAAGCGAACCGUCGACGAAGCCUUCCUCAACAGAUUGAAGAGUCUCGUCGAGAGGUUGAGGCUUGAGAAUGCGACCCUGAAGAAGUCGCUCGAUGUCGAGCGGAGCGAGAUCAGAGCGAUGAAGGCGCAGCAUGAAAGUGCCUUAAGAAAUAUCAAGACUGAACAAAAAAAGAGAGAAGAGAUCUUAGAAAAACAGUUGAGGACAGUGAACAAAUCAGAGAGACUAGUAGAAGAUAGUCAAUUAGGAAACAAUAGAGUGGUAGAACUAAAGAAACUGUCAACAGAAAUUCAGUCUUUGAAAUCGGCAAAUAAGGGUCUUCAAGAAAAAUUAAAGGUCGCUCAGGCGGCGGAAUGUGCGCGGGCUGCAGAACUGCGCGCGCAGGUUGCCAAGCACUCUGCGCUCGAGCAAGCGGCCAGGAGGGACGCGCGUGCACAGUGCCAUAAGCUGCUGGAGGAAAUAAAAUCGAAGGAGCGGGUGAUAAUACAGUUGAGGAGGGAGGUAGCGCGAACGUCGACUCUCCAAAAUGAUCAGACGCAAAGGAUGGAGGGAGGAGUCAAUGAAUCGAGCAGGAAACUGCGAGUCGAUCAGGGAAAAGAGAAAAACAACCGUGAAGAUUUGAAAACAGAUAUACAACAUAGAAAAGAAACAUUCUAUAGGGAGGCUCCAUCGGACGAAGACUCGGCAGUGUCGUCCGCGCCCCCCUCCCUCUCACCACAACCGCUCAACGAUAUGUGGUCAUGCGGGCAGUGCCGUACGGCUGCGGAGCGCGCGGCGGCUUCGGCGCGCGAGUGCACGCGACUCGCGGACGCGUUGCGGGACGCUCGCGAUCAGAUCGAGCUCAUGGAGUUCCGUUUGCUGGAGCUUGAGGACGCACAUCCUGAUAAGGGUGCCAGGGACAACCUAACUGAUUCUGACUCAGGUUGCGUUUCCCCCGGUUCUCGUAUCAAGGACUCAGCGUCUCCUGAGCUCAAGCGAAUGGACUCCGGAUAUAAAUCUCCACACGCUCCAAGCAGUCCCUGCAAUCCUCGGAGGCUUUUAGGGACUCCCCACGAUGACUUCAGGGAGGACUUCGCUAAGGCACAGGUCCUGGCCAACAUAUUGGAUAGAAACUCAGAAACCAGUGAUUCUUUGAAGAGUAAUCCAGUGAAGGAUCAUUUGGAACAGAUGAUUUUGAACGCCGCAUCCACAGAAGACAGAACUUGUCUUGAACAGGUUCUGAUGUUGCUGUAUAACCUACAAACGUUGAGCAGCUCUGUUAGCGAAGAUGAAUGUUAUCAGGUGAAACCAAGAAGACUAUGUGAUCUGAAAUUGAAAUCCGAACUCGACAUUCCAUCGCACAAAACACAAAAGGCAAUCGCAACAGUCACACCGUAUCAACAGAAAGGUUACAAAUGCGAGUCCUUAGAAAGUCUUUGUAGCGACGAACGGAAACCAAGUAACAUAUUACAAGAGAGCGGAAUCUUUGAAGGUGUCGAAACCGAGUCCAAAAGUACUCAGACCGACGUCAACGAUAGUUUCGAAUGUACAGGUGAAUUGAACACUGAAAUACAACGACUGAAUAGUAUAAGAGAGAAACUUGAGAGGCAAGGAGUUAGAAAUAGGACAUUAAAUACUAAGGAAGAUGGAGAUGGCCUAGAGUGUAGGUGCGUGAAGUUAGGAAAGAAACAUAAGCAGUAUUACGAGAGGAGGCUUAAGUUUUUGGAGGGAAAGAUUUCCAUAUAUGAGGCUGCUGAAGACGUCAAACAGGCUAAAUUGGCAGAGAGAUUGCAGAAAGAAUUUCAGCUUGAAAAUCGAAUACAGGACCUAGAAUCGCAGCUAUUAGAACUUCAAGAAAAAUAUGAGAGACUAGAAGAGGAUUGUUGUGAGUUAGAAGAAAUCGAGAACGAUACUCGAUUACAUUGGCAGCAACUUGAAAUGGACUUUGAGCUCUGCUCAGCUCAACUAAGAGAUAUGACGGAGCAAAGGGAAUGUUCGAGGGCACAAGCCGAAAGGCUCAUGGGUGAACUUAGUAAGAGAGAAUGUUCAUUAAAAGCUAGAGAAAAUGAACUCCUAACAAGAUUAGAUAAAUUGGAGAAGGCGGUGCCGGCAUUAAUAGCAUGGAAUGUUAUUCGAGCUAUUGGAGCGAAUGUGAGCCCAGCAGAACAGCGAACACUCAAGAGUCGUAUGAUACCGUACAGUGAUAAUACGAAGACAUUCAUCAAACAAGUACGUCAAGAAGCUAAUAAGCAAUCAUACGGGUGCUGCGCUCUAGUCGCAUAUAAUGACAUCAACACCGACAAUACACCUGUUGUGAAGCAGCUUGAGUACAAAAUUACCAAAUUGAUGGCAGAAAAGAAAGAAAUAGAAUGUAGUACAGAUAAGUUGAAAAGGAGGCUAGAGCAGAAGGUGAAAGAGCUAGAAGAAGAGUUAGAUACAAUAAAGCGACAAAUGACUGCCACCGAGUGUGGUGCUGCGGUCAAGAAGAAUAUACUGGAUAAUCAGAUCGACAAGAUUGAGCAUGAGAUUACAAAAGAAAAGGAAAAUGAAUCGCUACCAGUUGACCCAGUAAUGGGCUGCAGGCUAAAGGCUCUGUUGAUAAGCGAGCAGGAGUUGAAGAACAGAGUAGCUGAACUAGAGAGAAGAGAAACUGCUUACUUGGAGAUGUUGACGCAAGCUGAUGAUAUGUGGGCCGAGAUGGAAGGAGGGUAUAAGAAGAAGAUUGAGGAGUCGCAAACGGCAAAGACGCAACUUAAAACAAAGGUGAAGAAACUUGAAUCUGAAAGAGAUCAUUGGAAGAAGUGCUUCGAACCAAUGAAGAAGAAGUUGAAAGAAAUAGAGGAGUCUGAAUCAGGGUUGCGCAUAGCUUUAGAUAAAGCAGAGAGAGACACUAAUGCACUCAAAGUGCAGAAUAAUAACUUAGCUGCAAUGUUCAGCAAAGCUGACGCAGAAGCGAAAAAGUCUGAAGCGGCUUUGAAGGCUCUUGAUGCUAAGUUUAAGAAAGAAGUAGAACAACUGCGAAGGGUCAACAAACAGAUAGAUGCAGAUUUCUCCAGUCACAAGGAGACUGCCAAGAAAACAGAGUUAAGCUUCUUAAACGACCUGGACUGCAUGAAGAAAGAAUUGAAUAGGGCCUGCAAGAAUAAUCAAGAUUUGGAAGUCACUACUAGUGAAUUAAAGGAGGAGGUCGAAUCUCUGGAAAAGCAGCUAGCAUUAACACAAAAAGCUUUAACACAGUGCAAAAGAAAGUGCGACGAGAAGAUUAAGACUUUGAGUCACGAAUUGUCGAUCAAAACGGAGGAGUUGGAAGAAAUGAGGAGUGAAUCCAUGAGGCAGUCUUAUCACGCCUCCCGUAUAGAUACGCAGCCAGAAAGAACGGAAUAUAUAGACGAAGGUUAUUCUGUUUAUACGGCGGUGCCAAAGAAAACCGAUUACGGGAGGAUGCAUCAUAGCAUGAGUUUUAUCACGUCUGACACUCGAUGUUCUUGUCCGUCCAUGAGGAGUCAGCUAGUCAGCCAACUGAUCGAGGAUCUGUUCGAUAGAAUACACAAUACCGCAGACGAUGAUUUGACGAGACUCUGCAAAGAGAUCGCGCCUGUAGCUGGAAGAGAAAUCACCGUUGAAACCAAAGCGAAAAUCACAAAUUACCUCUUAAUGGCGAUAUCGAAGGAACUGGUCAGGUCCAUCGGAGACGCCGACGCUAAGACUGAUACUGAGGAAUGGCAGCGGGCCAUGUCGUCGAUGACGUACUCCAUGUGCGGGUACGGGGGCGCGGGCGGGGACGGCUACUCGUCGCUGCGGCUGGCGGGCAGCGCGGGCAACGCGGGCGUGGUGCGCGGCGCGGCGCGGCUCGCCAGCGUGAGCUGCGCGUGCGCCGCCGCCCGGCUGUGCGCCGCCGCGCCCGCUCUGGCGCACGCCGUCAAGCAGUGUCAGGAGGAAGUAUUGGAUCACGGGGAUGUUAAGAUUAUGGAGGAGCAGUUGGCGAAUGCCAUAGAAAGUAUUGUUAAUUGUCCAUCUUGUGCUUUGGGUACAAAUGCGAUAGUUUGGAGCACGGACGUCUAA
Messenger RNA from Diatraea saccharalis (sugarcane borer), 4499 nucleotides. NCBI's taxonomy places the organism in Eukaryota, Metazoa, Arthropoda, Insecta, Lepidoptera, Crambidae. The record is from the annotation of a GenBank genome assembly.